This is a messenger RNA of Zootermopsis nevadensis, 2686 nucleotides long. RefSeq names its product Ubiquitin-like activating enzyme 5 (gene Uba5). NCBI's taxonomy places the organism in Eukaryota, Metazoa, Arthropoda, Insecta, Blattodea, Termopsidae. The record is from RefSeq and is a predicted model, not a curated record. Gene Ontology annotation, molecular function: UFM1 activating enzyme activity. Gene Ontology annotation, biological process: protein ufmylation. Gene Ontology annotation, cellular component: cytoplasm; cytosol.
AUGGAUCCGACGAAAGAAUUGGAGUUAAAGUUAAAAGAACUCAAGAUACAGUUAGAACUUGAGAGACAGAAACACGAAUCUGCUAGACCUAUUCGGGAAAAAAUUGCUCAGAUGUCUUCUGAAGUUGUGGACUCUAAUCCAUAUAGUCGAUUGAUGGCCUUGAAAAGAAUGGGUAUUGUAGACAACUAUGAGAAGAUUCGAGAUUUCACAGUAGCCAUAGUUGGAGUUGGUGGAGUUGGCAGUGUUACUGCUGAGAUGUUGACUCGAUGUGGUAUAGGGAAGCUAAUACUGUUUGACUAUGACACGGUGGAACUUGCCAACAUGAACAGGCUUUUCUUCCAGCCACACCAUAAAGGCUUAUCAAAGGUAGAAGCUGCAGCAAAAACUCUUUCUUCAAUCAAUCCUGAUGUCACAUUGGAGACAAAUAACUAUAAUAUAACUACAUUAGACAAUUUCCAUGACUUCAUGAGUAGAAUCAGCCAUGGAAGCCUCACCAGUGGACCUGUAGACUUGGUACUGAGCUGCGUCGACAAUUUUGAGGCACGCAUGGCCAUCAAUUCAGCCUGCAAUGAGCUAAAUCUCUCCUGGUUUGAGUCUGGUGUGUCAGAGAACGCUGUUUCUGGACACAUUCAGUUCAUUGUGCCCGGAGAGACUGCCUGUUUUGCUUGUGCUCCACCUUUGAUUGUAGCAUCCAGUAUUGAUGAACGAACUCUAAAGAAGGAUGGUGUAUGUGCAGCCAGCCUCCCAACCACUAUGGGCAUCGUAGCAGGGUUUCUUGUCCAGAACGCACUGAAGUAUCUGCUAGAAUUUGGCCAAGUGUCUUAUUAUUUGGGGUACAGCGCUCUCACUGACUUCUUUCCGACUAUGCGUCUGCGGCCCAAUGCUUCAUGUGACGAUAGUUUCUGUCAACAACGUCAAGCUGAAGCUAGAGCUCGGCCUCCAAAAGAACAGGAAUCUGUGGGGGACAGCAAGAUGGAGGACAAGGAAGUUACUCAUGAAGAUAAUGAAUGGGGUAUCUGUCUGGUGGAUGAGACUGAUCCCAGGAAACUGCAUGCAGAUGAGGACUUGGGUCGAGGUCUGGUGGCAGGUGUGAAGGCAGCCUACACGAUUCCAGCUCCAGUAGUUCCAGAUGCAGAGUCAAAUGAGGUUGACGCAUCAGGGGUCAGCCUAGAUGAUCUGAUGGCACAGAUGAAGGCCAUAUGAAAUACGCCUCUUUAUCAUAUAUAAUAAUUGUAUCAAGAUUGCGGCAGUUCUGAACUUAAAUUUUCAUGCAGAGGCAGCACACAGAAUUACAUGUACAGAUGCAUAGUCAGACGAGGUUGUGCUGGUUGCAAAAAUGAACAAAGUGAAAUGUGCAUCCCUAUCAUUUGUACUAAUUUCAUUGAGAGUGCAACAGUUUUCUUUGUUUGUUUUUGAAAAUGUUUUAUAAGAUUCAUUCAAAUUAGAGUGGACCAAAUAUUUUUGUUUAAUGUUUCCAUUUGUUUAUAAUAUUCUCCAUGGAUUUGAAGCAUUUAUCCUCUUGAUGCUUUGUUAUGAGAAACAUUUUGAUAAAACAGUAAAUUCCUGAUUGUCUGGGCUAGUGAAAAAGGAGAGGAUGCGUGAAUGAUUGAAGAACAUGGAUUAUCCAGAAUAUUUUAUUUCAUGCAUUCACAGUUCUCCACAAAUUAAUUUACAGUUUUUUUACACAAUUGGUAUUAUUUUGAGAAGUAGUUUUUUUAUGAUUGCUUCUUUUUGUGAACUGUUUGGACUCCUUGUCACAGUAAUGCAAAUUGUAUAUAGUGUCCAAGAACAUUUUUUACAUCCCAUCCUGGUUCUACACGAUGAUAACCAUCAGUACCCCACCCAGCACAACAGAAAUGAAACUUAACACAGUACCAUGGAACAGUUUACAAAAAAUAGCUGUUUUUAUAAUUUGUAAAGUUUCUAUGUUUAAAAUAUUCGUCAGAUUUCUAAAUUUUCUAGGUUUUAAAAUGUUGAGACUUUUAAAGAAUUAAGAAUUGUAAGUUUUUAUGUUUGAAGAUUAUGACAAGAGCGAUGAUUAAAAAAGUUUGGUGCUUUUAGUAGCGUAUAGUAUACUAAUUUACUCGGGCCCUGGGAUUGACAUACCGAGGUACCAGCAGCAGGUUUUUUGCAAAAAAAAUGCACCUCCAUCCUUCUCACACUGACUGCAGUGCAAUUAAUCAAUAUUUAUGUGUAAUGCUGAAGUUCAGCUUUAAAUUUCUACUUCAAGUAAAGUGGAAAGUUUACAUUGAUAGGUAGCACACAUUAUGAUUAAUUUCUAUUCUAGUUAUAAUAGUGUUAGUAAUGGCCGUAACACUUUCUGCCUUGAUGUGUUAAAGUGCUAUGUGUACCAGUAUAACAAGUUAGGAAACAUAUGCAUUGUGUAACAAUUCUGGUGCAUUCACUGGAAUCUGACCUGUGACUUUUGAGAUUGUCACUGGUGACAUCUCUGAUUUUACUGGGGUCAGUGACCUAUAUGAAAGGGUGUGGUGCCUGGCACCUGUCUACCUUGAUGAUUAAGUCAUCAGCAAGGAUUCCUAUGCAUGUUAUAUAGCUAGUUUGCAAUUGCCCACAUGGUAAUUCCCAGCUCAGCUACUUCCACAUGCAGAAAUGAAUGUAGGUUUUCAUGUGCAGUUUUCAUUAUUGUUCUGAUUUAAAUAAAACUAGAAUAUGUUGGCAAGUUUUA